This is a messenger RNA of Penicillium psychrosexuale, 279 nucleotides long. Its product is annotated as Ish1 domain-containing protein. The coding region runs from base 1 to 279 and encodes 92 amino acids. Lineage: Eukaryota; Fungi; Ascomycota; Eurotiomycetes; Eurotiales; Aspergillaceae. The record is from RefSeq and is a predicted model, not a curated record. The transcript is spliced from 5 exons.
AUGCCGACCCCUUUGGACCGAGCAUUGCAUUCUAAGAACCUAUUCCUCGGAUUCGCAGGAAUGGUCACUGCAGUGGCAGCCUAUACUAUCUUGGGCAGCGAUGUCCUUCCCGCACAAGCAGAUCCCACCGGUGACCCUGAAAACUGGACAAUGGAUGAGAUGCGAAGAUGGCUUAAAGCGAGAGGGCUUCUACCGAGUGAGGCUGCGACGCGUGAGGAGCUGCUUGAAAGAGUCAAAGCAAACCUCCGCAUACCGCGCAAGACAUCGGCUAAGCCAUAA